AUGAAUUCAUUACAAAAUUCGCCUACUCAAUCAACUACAGCCAAACCAAAUUUACAAUCAUUACCAUCUUUUAGUGAAUUAUUAACCUCAAUACCUCCGUUACCUUUAUUAACUCCGACUCAAUCAUCGUUUACACAAUUUAAGUCAAGAAGUAAUAGUAAUUCUUCAACUACCUCAUCUGUACCCAUUAAUUUUACAAGUCCUCCUCAACAACAAUAUUCUGUGGUAUCUUCUCCUUAUAAUUAUUAUACACAACCUUCAGUUCAUCAUAGAUUACCAACUCCUCCAUUAAAUAAUAACAAUAGCAGUAAUAAAAUCACAACAAGUUCCAACAAUAUCAAAACUCAAUAUGUUUCCUAUCCUCAACAAUUUGCAGCUCCACAACCCUUAACUUCAACAUUUAGAAAUCCCUCAACUAUAGACCCAAUAACUCCACUUUCUAAUAAUUUUGAUCAUAAAAUACGAUCAUCUUCAACCGGUGAUAUUCCACAUUCAUCCCCACAAUCAUCAAUAAAAUCUAUAUCAACUACAACAACAUCUGCCACUAGUACUACUCAAGCUUCACCAAAUCUACAACAACACCACUACCAAGAAAUCGUUUCACCAACUACUUCAAAUUCUACUUCACCAAAAUUAUCAACCACAAGUUCGUUAUCACCAAAAGAUCCAAGAAGAAAACAUGUAUGUAAAGUAUGUUCAAGAUCAUUUACAACCUCGGGUCAUUUAGCAAGACAUAAUCGUAUACAUACUGGUGAAAGAAAACAUGAAUGUCCUUGGCCUUCUUGUGAAGCUCGUUUUGCAAGACAAGAUAAUUGUAUGCAACAUUAUAAAACUCAUACAAAUGGUAAAAAUAAAAGAAGUAGAAUUUAUAAUAAUUAUAACUCACAAUUGAAUAAAGAAAAUGGUAAUGACAAAGUUACGGGUGGUGAAUUAUCUAAUAGUGCUCAAAUUCAACAUCAUCCACACCAACAACAACAUUAUCAACAAAUUCCACCUCCUCCACAACAUUAUCAACAAAUACCACCACCACCACCACAACCAUACAAUAUGAGUUUUAGUAAUCCUCAUCAUCACUAUCCAGUUCAAAUUUCAUCACAUUACGGCAAAAAUUUUUAA
This is a messenger RNA of Lodderomyces jiufengensis, 1116 nucleotides long. RefSeq names its product Nrg1p (gene NRG1). The record is from RefSeq and is a predicted model, not a curated record. Bases 1 to 1116 code for a protein of 371 amino acids. Gene Ontology annotation, molecular function: DNA-binding transcription factor activity, RNA polymerase II-specific; RNA polymerase II cis-regulatory region sequence-specific DNA binding. NCBI's taxonomy places the organism in Eukaryota, Fungi, Ascomycota, Pichiomycetes, Serinales, Debaryomycetaceae. Gene Ontology annotation, biological process: regulation of transcription by RNA polymerase II. The transcript has a single exon.